Molecule: messenger RNA, 10687 nt
Organism: Megalops cyprinoides (Indo-Pacific tarpon)
Lineage: Eukaryota; Metazoa; Chordata; Actinopteri; Elopiformes; Megalopidae
Product: collagen alpha-1(XII) chain-like
Exons: 66
Coding region: 202-9411 (3069 amino acids)
Molecular function (GO): protein binding
Source: RefSeq, a predicted model, not a curated record
GCUUUCUUUCUGGGACAUCUGCAGCCGGAGCUCCGAGUGAUCGUCUGCACGAAUCAGCCGGACCGCCACCACUCCUGAAACUACUCCACCAGUUUCAGAAGGAGCAUUUUCGACGAAGAAGCUUGGUUUUAAAUUAUUUUUUCUUUACCAAACAACAUUGCCCAGAUUCAUUCAUGUGCUGCUGAUCCCAAACGGCAGAAAAUGAAGUUAAGGCUGUCUUUGGCAGCAGCUGCCUUCGUUGCAGUGCUAAUUUCCUCCGUCGAGGCUCAAGUUGAACCGCCCUCAGAUUUGAAAUUUGAAAUUCUAAAUGAGAACACAGUACAAAUGUCAUGGAAACGGCCGUCGUCACGGAUAGAGGGCUUCAGAAUACAAGUGGUGUCGGACACAGAUGAACUUCCCAAAGAGCUAAGCCUUCCAGCCACUGCCACAAAGACUUCUAUCUCAGAGCUGACCCCUGACCUAGACUAUGUGGUCAGCAUUCUAUCCUUUGAUGGUGCAGAGGAGAGUAUACCCAUCUUUGGACAGCUAACAAUUCAAUCCAGUGCCACGAAUGGGACACAAAGGAAGCCACAGAUCACGGAGUCCAUUAAGUGCUCAUACAGCGCCAUCGCCGACCUGGUCUUCCUGGUGGACGGCUCGUGGAGCGUGGGCCGGGAGAAUUUCAAGCACAUCCGCAGUUUCAUCGCCACCAUGGCGGGCGCCUUCGACAUCGGCGGGGACAAGACCCGCGUGGCGGUGGUGCAGUACAGCACCGACACCCGCACCGAGUUCAACCUCAACCAGUACUCCAAGCGCGGCGAGCUGCUCCGCGCCAUCAACUCCCUGCCCUACAAGGGCGGCAACACCAUGACCGGUGAUGCCAUGGAUUACUUGCUGAAAAACACUUUUACUGAGGCGGCCGGCGCCAGGAAAGCAUUUCCCAAAGUGGCCAUGAUUAUCACAGAUGGAAAAUCACAGGACCCUGUGGAGGACGCCGCAAAGAAGCUCAGGAACAUCGGGGUUGAGAUCUUUGUCUUGGGAAUCAAAGGAGCGGACGAAGAGGAGCUGAGGCUGAUAGCCUCCAAGCCUUACGACAAGCACGUCUACAACGUCCCCAACUUCGACCUGAUCAAGGGGGUGCAGAAAGCGCUCAUUACACAGGUGUGCUCUGGAGUCGAUGAGCAGCUCAACUCACUGGCAAGCGGAGAGGAAGUGGUUGAGCCGGCCUCGAACUUGCAGGUCACCGAAAUCUCCUCCAAGUCCAUGAGGGUGACCUGGGACCCAUCCAUGGGCGAGGUGACAGGGUACAAGCUGCAGCUGAUCCCCAUGCUGGCGGGAAGCAAACGGCAGGAGCUGUACGUGGGGCCCGCCCAGACCUCGGUCAACGUCAGAGAUCUGUCCCCAGAGACGGAGUACGAGAUCAGCCUCUUCGCCCUGAAGGGCCUGACCCCCAGCGAGCCUGUCAUGGCCAUGGAGAAAACCCAGCCCACCAAGAUCUCUCUGGAGUGUUCCCUGGGAGUGGAUGUCCAAGCAGAUGUCGUUCUGUUGGUUGAUGGCUCCUACAGCAUAGGACUGGCCAACUUUGCCAAAGUGAGGGCCUUCCUGGAAGUCCUGGUCAACAGCUUUGACAUCGGGCCCACCAAGGUGCAGAUCAGCCUGGUGCAAUACAGCCGAGACCCGCACACCGAGUUCGCUCUCAACACGCACCAUGACCUCAGCGCGGUGGUGAAGGCCGUGCGGACGUUCCCCUACCGCGGCGGCUCCACCAACACGGGCAGGGCCAUGACCUACGUGAGGGAGAAGAUCUUCGUCACCACCCGCGGGGCCCGCCCCAACGUUCCCCGAGUCAUGAUCCUCAUCACCGACGGCAAGUCCUCAGAUGCCUUCAGAGACCCGGCCGAGAGGCUCAGGAACUCCGACGUGGAGAUCUUCGCUGUGGGCGUGAAGGACGCUGUGCGCUCCGAGCUGGAGGCCAUCGCCAACCCGCCAGCGGACACCCACGUCUACACCGUGGAGGACUUUGACGCCUUCCAGAGGAUCUCCAAGGAGCUGACGCAGUCCAUCUGCCUGAGGAUCGAGCAGGAGCUCCUCAACAUCAAGAAGAGAAGUCUGCUUCCUCCGAAGAACUUGGUGUUCUCCGAGGUGACCUCCAGGAGCUUCAGGGCCACCUGGGAGUCAGACUCCACCGGCGUUCUGUCCUUCCUGGUCCGGUUCCGACCCGCUGCAGACAUCACUGGAGACUACAUCACCAUGCCUGUACCCGUAAACACCAGGACCGCCAUCCUCCCCAACCUCACUCCCCUCACCAAGUACGAGGUCAACGUCUUCUCCCAGUAUGAGAAGGGAGACAGCUUUCCACUAACAGGAGAAGAGACAACAUUAGAAGAGCAAGGAUCAGUACGCAAUCUCAGGGUGUCGGAGGAGACGACGGACAGCUUCAGGGUGUCGUGGGAGGCAGCGCCAGGGGCCGUGCGGCGGUACCGCCUCUCCUACAUCCCAGUCAGCGGGGAUGGGGCCAGGCUGGAGACGGCCACUGUUGGCAGCGAGACCACCAUCGUCCUGCGGGAGCUCUCCCCCAUCACCACCUACCGCGUCUCCGUCUCGGCCGAGUACCUGACCGGACUCGGGGAGGAAAUGCAGAUCGACGGCACCACCAAGGAAGCUCGUGGGACGCCGCGGAACCUGAGGGUGUUCGACGAGACGGUGUCCAGCAUGCGGCUGUCGUGGGAGGCGGCGCCGGGCAGGGUCCAGCAGUACCGCGUGGCGUACAAGCCGGCGGAGGGCGGGGAGAGGAAGGAAGUGACGGUGAAGGGGGACAACACAGCCGUGCUGCUCAAGAACCUGCAGUCCGACACGGAGUACGAGCUGUUCGUCACGGCACGCUACGCCUCCGGCCUCGGGGAACCCUUACUGGGGCAGGGAACCACACUGGAAGAGCUCGGCUCCCCUAGAGACCUGGUCACGAAAAACGUCACAGACACCAGCUUCAGGGUGUCCUGGACCGCUGCCCCUGGGCGAGUGCGGAGCUACCGAGUCGUGUGGAAGUCCCUGUUCACCGAGGAGUCCGGAGAGAAGAGCGUCCGUGGGGACGUCACAGACACGCUGCUGGAUGGCCUCACUCCCGAAACCCGAUACCGGGUCUCCGUCUACGCGGUGUACGGCCGCGGAGAGGGGGAGCCACUGACGGGAGAGGAGACCACAGACGUCUCAGCGGCCGCGAAGGUUCUGGUCGUGUCCGACGAGACGGAGAGGUCCAUGAUGGUGACAUGGCAGCCCGCGCCGGGUGACGUGAUCAACUACAGGGUGUCGUACCGGCCCACGGCGGGCGGGAGGCAGCUGGCCUCCAAGGUGCCCGGCUCGGUCACCAACACCACCCUGAGGCGGCUGCAGCCCAUGACCUCAUACGACGUCACGGUGCACCCCGUCUACAGGCGGGGAGAAGGCAAAGCAAGGCAAGGAGUGGGAACGACACUGUCACCUUUCAAAGCUCCCAGAAACCUCCAGACCUCUGAACCCACCAGGACCAGUUUUCGGGUAACCUGGGACCCUGCUCCAGGCCAUGUGCGCGGGUACAAGGUCACUUUCCACCCGAUAGAUAAUGAAGUGGACCUUGGCCAACUGCUUGUUGGCCCUUAUGACAACACAGUGGUUCUGGAAGAACUCAGGGCCGGGACCAAGUACACGGUGAGCGUGUUCGGAAUGUUCGAUGGGGGAGAGAGCAUGCCAUUAGCCGGAGAGGAGAAGACCACCCUCUCUGAUGCUCCUGAGCCUCCACCUCUAGAGGCACCGGAUGUCGCCUGCCGCACCACUGCCCAGGCCGACAUCGUGCUGCUGGUGGACGGGUCCUGGAGCAUCGGCCGACUCAACUUCAAGACCAUCCGGGCCUUCAUCGCCCGCAUGGUGGGUGUCUUCGACAUCGGCCCCAACCGGGUCCAGAUCGGUCUGGCCCAGUACAGCGGAGAGCCCAAGACCGAGUGGCACCUGAACGCCCAUCAGACACGGGAAUCCCUGCUGGAAGCCGUGGCUAACCUUCCCUACAAAGGGGGCAACACCUUGACAGGACUGGCUUUGAACUACAUCCUCCAGAACAACUUCAAGGCCAACGUCGGGAUGCGAGAAAACUCUCGCAAAAUUGGUGUCCUCAUCACCGACGGCAAAUCUCAGGACGACAUUGUCCAGAACUCCCAGAACCUGCGAGAUCAGGGCAUUGAGCUGUACGCUAUCGGUGUGAAAAACGCUGACGAGAAUGAGCUGAGGACCAUUGCCUCUGACCCAGACGAGAUCCACAUGUACAACGUGGCCGACUUCUCCUUCCUGCUCGAUAUUGUAGACGACCUUACCGUCAACCUCUGUAACAGCGUGAAGGGCCCAGGCGGAGUGGAUGCUCCCACUGACCUCGUGACCUCUGAGGUCACCCACUACUCCUUCCGGGUCAGCUGGACCGGGCCCAGCGGCCCUGUGGAGAAAUACCGGGUGGAGUACAUGACCGUCUCCGGCCGGCCAAUGGAGGUUUUCGUGGACGGGACAGUGACCACCACCGUUCUGCAGAACCUGAACCCCCUGACGGAGUACAUGGUGAACGUUUACGCCGUCGUCGGGGACGAGAGCAGCGAGCCGCUAAAAGGCACCGAAACCACCCUACCCCUCCCGUCGGUGAGGAGAAUGACCGUGUACGAUGAGAGGCCCACGACGAUGAGGGUGCGGUGGGAGGCGGCGCCCGGUGCCACUGGGUACAUGCUGCUGUACAGCGCCCUCAACGCCACCGUGCCCACGGUGGAGAAGGAGAUGAAGGUUGGGGGCGAUGUGACCGAUGUCCUGCUGAUGGAGCUGAUUCCGGACACCGCCUACACCCUCUCCAUCUACGCCCUCCACGGCGACGCCACCAGCGAUCCUUUGACUGACCAGGGCGUGACGUUGCCCCUGCCUCCCGCGGGAGAGCUGAGGAUCACUGAUGUCACCCACAGCACCAUGCAGCUCAACUGGGACGCCGCACCAGGAAACGUGCGCAAGUACGUCAUCACCUACAAGGCCGAGGACGGAGAGGCCAAGGAGCUUGAAGUUCAGGGCGAUGUCACUACGAGAGGCCUAGACAACCUCAUCUCCCAGACGGAGUAUGAUGUCGCUGUCACUCCGGUGUACGAUGACAUCACUGCUAACCCCAUGCUUGGACACGCUGUCACUGAUGUUGUACCCUCCCCGAAAAACCUGAGGUUCUCCGAGGUCACCCAGACGAGCUUCAGAGCCACCUGGGAGCACGGUGCCCCCGAUGUGGCCCUCUACCGCAUUGCUUGGACCAAGCAGGGGGACACCAACUUCCAAUACGCCAUCCUGAACAGCGACGAGAACACCCACCACCUGCCAAACCUGGAGCCCGACACCAUGUAUGACGUGACCGUCACCGCCAUCUACCCCGACGAAUCAGAGAGCGAGGAACUGAUGGGGAGCCAGCGCACACUGUCCAAGAUCAUCACUCCUGCUCCGACUGGACCGCCCCAGAACCUGCAGGUGUACAACGCCACCACCACCAGCCUCACCUUGAAGUGGGACCACGCCCCCGGCCGAGUGCAGAACUACCGGAUCACCUACGAGCCCACGGCUGGCGGGAAGCUGCUGACGACCCAGAUCGGAGGCAGGAAGAAUACGGUCAUACUGCAGAAACUGACCCCUGACACACCCUACUCCAUCACCGUGGCGUCCGUUUACGCCAGCGGAGAGAGCAAGGAGAUAUCCGGCAGUGGAAAGACCAAGCCCCUGGGUGGAGUGAGGAACCUGCAGGUCACGGAUCCCACCACCAGCACGCUGAAGGUGACCUGGGAGCCGGCCGAGGGCGUGGUUCGCCAAUACAGGAUCUUCUACGUUCCCGCCACAGGGGGUGCUGAGGACAUGGAGCAGGUCUCUGGGAGCACGACCACCACGGUUCUGAAGAACCUCCUGUCAGACACCAUCUACACGGUGACGGUGGUGCCGGUGUACGCGGCAGGAGAGGGGAGAAGGAUGUCCGAAAACGGCAAAACACUGGAGCGUACCCCUCCCAGGAACAUCCAGGUCUACAACCCCACGACCAACAGCCUGAAUGUGCGCUGGGAGCCGGCCUCCGGCCUGGUCCAGCAGUACCGGGUCAUCUACGCGCCCAGGAGCGGAGCCAGGCCCUCAGAGUCUGUCCUGGUACCAGGAAGCACCCACACGGCGUUCCUGGAUCAGCUUCUCCCCGACACACCAUAUUCUGUGAGUGUGGUGGCGCUGUACGCGGAUGGAGAGGGGCCACCGGUGGCUGAUGAUGGCAAAACACUGCCUCGAGGAGGGCCGAAAAACAUGCGCGUCUUCGACCCCACCACCUCCACCCUGAGUGUCAGCUGGGACCACGCGGAGGGGCCCGUGCAGCAGUACCGGAUCGUCUACGCCCCCACCACCGGGGAUCCCAUCGAGGAAUUCACGGUCGUCCCUGGCAACCGGAACAACGUCAUCCUGCAGAACCUGCAGCCCGACACCCCGUACAAGAUCAACGUGGUGCCCAUCUACCCCGACGGGCCCGGCGGGGAGCUGUCCGGAGACGGGCGCACAGUUGGCCUCCUGGAGCCCCGGAAUCUGCGCGUUUCGGAUGAGUGGUACACCCGAUUCCGUGUGGCCUGGGACCCCGCACCAUCUCGGGUCCUGGGGUACAAGCUGGUCUACCAGCCUGAAGGUACGGAUGAGUCCAUGGAGGUGUUCGUUGGGGACGUGACGUCAUACAACCUGCACAACUUGCAGCCUGGUACCACGUAUGACCUCAAAGUCCUCGCCCAGUAUGACGCAGGCCUGAGUGGACCUCUGAUUGGACAAGGGACCACACUGUACCUGAAUGUCACCGACCUGGUGACCUACAAUGUCGGCUAUGACACGUUCUGCAUCAGAUGGACACCCCACAGAGCGGCCACCUCAUACAGGAUUAAACUCAACCCCUUUGACCCAUCCAGCAGCGGACAGCAGGAGAUCACCAUCACAGGAGCAGAGAGCCAGUACUGCUUCGACGGCCUCACCCCAGAUGCCCUGUACAACGCCACCGUCUUUGCCCAGACCCCCAACCUCGAGGGACCCGGGGUCAGCACCAAGGAGCGAACCCUGGUGAAGCCCACAGAGGCACCAACGGAACCCCCGACCCCACCUCCACCACCCACAAUUCCCCCUGCCUGGGAGGUUUGCAAGGGCGCCAAGGCGGAUCUGGUGUUCCUGAUUGACGGGUCUUGGAGUAUCGGUGAUGACAACUUCAACAAAGUCGUGCAGUUCGUUUUCAGCACCAUCGGAGCCUUCGAUGCAAUCAGCCCCUCCGGAAUGCAGGUGUCUUUCGUGCAGUACAGCGAUGAUGCAAAGACCGAGUUCAAGCUCAACACCUACCAGGACAAGGGAAUGACCCUGGCAGCUCUUCAGCUUGUCCGCUACAGGGGCGGAAACACCAAAACAGGUGCUGCGCUGAAGCACGUGGGCGAGAAGGUCUUCACCUCGGACAGCGGGAUGAGGAGGAACGUUCCCAAAGUGCUGGUCGUCGUCACCGACGGCCGCUCUCAGGACGAGGUCAAGAAGAGCGCAUCGAAACUGCAGCACUCUGGUUACAGCGUGUUUGUCGUCGGCGUCGCCGACGUGGACCUCGCCGAAUUGCGGAACAUCGGAAGCAAGCCCAGUGACCGGCACGUGUUCGUGGUGGACGACUUUGACGCCUUCGCCAAGAUCCAGGACAACCUCAUUACCUUCAUCUGUGAAACAGCAACCUCCACUUGCCCAUUGAUUUAUCUGGAUGGAUUCACAUCACCUGGCUUCAGAAUGCUUGAGGCCUUCAACAUCACAGACAAGACCUUCGCCGCCAUCAAAGGAGUCUCCAUGGAGCCAGGCUCCUUCAACAGCUUCAUCGCCUACAGACUUCACAAGAACGCUUUCCUGUCCCAGCCCACGAAAGAGAUCCAUCCCGAGGGCAUGCCCCACACCUAUACCAUUAUCCUGCUCUUCCGCCUGCUCCCCGACUCACCCACCGAAGCCUUCGACAUAUGGCAGAUCGCGGACGGCGGGAACAAGCCUGAAGUCGGGGUCACCAUUGAUCCAUCCAGGAGGGUGUUAUCGUUCUACAACAAGGACACCAGGGGCGAGACCCAGAGGGUCACGUUUGACAGCGAUCAAGUGAAGAAGGUCUUCCACGGAAGCUUCCACAAGCUUCAUAUAUCUGUCUCACCGAAGAGCGUCAAGCUGAACGUGGACUGCCAGGAGGUGGCAGAGAAGGAGAUAAAGGAGGCAAAGAACAUCUCCCUGGAUGGGUACGAGGUGCUCGGCAAAAUGGCGAAGCCGGGAGGCUCCUCACGGGAGACAGCCACGUUCCAGCUCCAGAUGUUCGAUAUCGUCUGCAGCUUGGGCUGGACGAGCAGAGACAAAUGUUGUGACCUGCCAUCAAUGAGAGACGAGCUGAAGUGUCCGGCUCUUCCCCACUCCUGCACAUGUGCUCAGGAUAGCAUCGGACCCCAGGGCCCCCCCGGGCCUCCGGGUGGACCAGGCACUAAAGGCCCUCGAGGUGAAAGGGGAGAGACUGGUCCAGCUGGUCCAAUGGGUACACGGGGAGAGCAGGGAUUACCAGGCCAAAUGGGACCCCCGGGCCCCCAGGGACCCAGCGGUCUGUCUCUACCCGGAGAGCCCGGUCGUCCGGGACCCAAAGGAGAUCCUGGUGAUUCUGGACUACCUGGACCACCAGGUCUCCCUGGGGUUGCUGGUUUUGUAGGUCCGAUCGGACCAUCCGGGCCGAGGGGUCCACCAGGAAAGGAAGGACCAGCAGGACCCAGAGGCCCAUCUGGACCAAUGGGAAGUCCUGGAUCUCCUGGAAUGCCUGGUUCUACUGGGAAACCAGGAAAGCCUGGUGACACAGGACUCCCGGGAAGCCCUGGCAUGAAAGGAGAGAAAGGAGAAAGGGGAGACUUUGCGUCCCAGAAUAUGAUGCGAUCCAUAGCCAGACAAGUGUGUGAACAGCUGGUCAAUGGUCAGAUGAGUAGGAUCGAUAUGAUGCUGAACCAGAUCCCGAACGGAUACCGUAGCAACCACCCAGGACCACCAGGACCCCCUGGCCCACCUGGCAGCGAAGGACCCCGUGGAGAGCAGGGACAAACCGGCCGAAACGGUUUCCCCGGAAACCCAGGCUUACCAGGUCCCCAAGGAGAAAGAGGGCCGCCUGGAGAGAAGGGCGAGAGGGGCGUUCCAGGCACCGGAACACGAGGACAGAGAGGUUUAACCGGACCACCUGGCCCACCAGGCGAGUCUCGAACAGGUCCAACGGGUCCCCCUGGCUCCUCCGGGCCUCGUGGCCCCCCGGGUCGCCAGGGAAGCCCGGGGAUCAGGGGACCACCUGGCCCUGCAGGUUACUGCGAUUCCUCCCAAUGUGUCGGCAUUCCUUACAACGGACAAGGAUUCCCAGGUUCGGCAUAGUAAAUUUUAUAAGUCGCCUGUGUGCUGCUUUUGAAAUCCAGAAAAAAAGUGUCCUGUUUCUGGGAUAUUGCUCAUGUGCUUGAGAGGCCCGUAAAAGGAUAACCACCAUGGAUAUGAUAACUGAACAAUGCUGACCGUCAUAAAACGGAAGAGACUGGCACUAACAACACUUUACAGCUACUAGACAGGCAGCGGCGAUGGCAACGUAGUGGUCUGUUUGCAUCUUGAACCCGAACGGCGAAGAAAAUCCAAACAAACAAACAACCAACCAACCAAAAAAACGCUUCUGUUGGGGAAGGAGCAUGUAAAACUACUAACAAAGUGGAUUCAUGAUCUAGAACGUUAGGCGUUAACACAACUCUGUAGAGGUGAUAUCUGUAAAUAAACUAAUUGUGCCUUGUAAAUGAUUUCUAAAUCAAAUCCACUAAAAUCGGUUAACAUCUGUAAUGAGCUUCUGCCUUAUAACCUACUGCUUGCUUACUGCCAAUGUAACCUCUUUUUCACCAUGCAUAAAGACGGCGUUUCCCGCGGCCUCUGCUCUGGUUCGAAUCAAAGCACGUGUUGUUUGUACAUGUAAACGAGAAGUUUUCUUUCUGGUUAUUUUUCCUUUUUGUUUUUUCGUCUUUUUUUUCUAAUUUUGCUGUAUUGGAUUUGUUCCUCUGGUACCUCAGUAUGUUAUGAGGACUAGCACCAAUAUCACAAAUGUAUAGAAAGCCUGGUGUCAGAAUUAUUACUUGAUUUUUUAUUAUUAUGAUUACGUUGUAGAGGAACAUAUUGCAUCAAACGCUACUACAGUAUGAAUACUUGUUAUUGGUCAUCUUUCCUUUUUUUGUCAAAAUGUGGCGCGUAAUCGUACCUGAGGAAUGUAUUAAAAACAUACAUACUUUUUUUUUUUUUAAUAAUGACAAAUGACUGUACAAUAAAUGUACAAUUGUUGUAGUAUCCCACUAGGUCCACUUGUAGCUGAGGACAGUUAAGGAAACAGUUAAACAAACAAGCUAACGGCAUCGCUAAUGCAUUCACACAGAGAUACGCUGUGUGCAUUAUGUGUUCAUGUCCACUUUUUUGAAACGUUGAGCUUGUACGUAGCAGAAUAACGGCCAUGGAAAAGUACAGCUGCUUUUUGUGCAUGCCAAGUCAUAGACUCCAGACUAAAUUCCUGUUCCAAUUGGCCAAAAAAACUAUUUCCAACCAGAACCUUACCAGCCUGAGCCCGAACCCCACGUAGUCGCAAUUCCCGAGGAGCCAUCUGAAGACUGAGACAGAAAUACAAUCG